Messenger RNA from Diabrotica balteata, 543 nucleotides. NCBI's taxonomy places the organism in Eukaryota, Metazoa, Arthropoda, Insecta, Coleoptera, Chrysomelidae. The record is from the annotation of a GenBank genome assembly.
AUGUCCACGCAAGAACAACUAGCUCGAGAGAGGUGCGUGUCAGGAAGAAUACAAAUUCAAGUAUGGUACCACGACGAAAGAAAGGAACUAGUCGUUGCGGUUCUGGCAGGAGACGACUUAGCAGCUAGAGAUGAUAGUUUAGGAUUCGGUUCCCUUCCGGAAGCCUACGCUAGGUUGUGCUUACUACCUCUAACAGCUGAAGAACAUUGUGUACAAACUGAAGUAGCCCCGGCCAGUCAAAACCCCAUUUGGAAUGCCAACUUAAGUUUUCCGAACGUUCCAGGUGAAGAGCUAAUGGAACGAGUUUUAGAAAUCACUUUGUGGGAUUUGAUCCCACAUAACGAACAUGCCUUUCUUGGAGAAUGUUCCGUAGAUAUUCAAAAGGCGUUUCUGGACGACAGGGCCGUUUGGUGCAGGCUUGAGGAUCCCAGGCAGUUGAGGGGCAAAUCUCCACACACCUCACCUAGAGGAUCUAUUGCCGGGGAGGAAAAAGAACAGAUUUCGGGAACCAAAGGAGUGUAUCAGAUGAUGUCGACUCUAUAG